This is a messenger RNA of Castor canadensis (American beaver), 474 nucleotides long. Its product is annotated as interleukin-36 beta-like. Lineage: Eukaryota; Metazoa; Chordata; Mammalia; Rodentia; Castoridae. Gene Ontology annotation, molecular function: cytokine activity. The record is from RefSeq and is a predicted model, not a curated record. Gene Ontology annotation, biological process: positive regulation of T cell differentiation; cytokine-mediated signaling pathway; inflammatory response to antigenic stimulus.
AUGCAAAUCCCACAACUUCAGGAAGUACCCAGCUCCUAUAGUAUUCAUGAUUCUCAGCAGAUGGUGUGGGUCCUGGCUGGAAAUUCUUUAAUAGCAGUUCCUUCUAGCAGCAAAGUCAAGCCCGUCAUGCUUGACUUAAUAGCAUGUAGAGACACAGAAUUCCAAGAUGAAGCACAAGGCAAUCUGGUUUUCCUGGGAAUCAAGGGCAAAAGUCUCUCUCUCUUCUGCGAAGAAACUCAGGGCCAGCCUACUUUGCAGCUUAAGGAGAUCAACAUCCAGGACCUGUACAAGAACAAAGCACAGAAGCCCUUUCUCUUUUUCCACGCUAUAGAGGGCUCUACUGCUGUUUUUCAGUCUGUCGCCUAUCCUGGCUGGUUCAUAGGCAACUCCACUGUGGCAAGACAGCCCAUCAUUCUCACCCAGGAGAGAGGUGGAACUAACAACACUAACUUCUAUAUACUCUCUGAGAAUUAA